UCGCCCCUCUCGCGCGACAGAAUUAUUCAUUUCUCAUAAGAUCUGUAGCGCCCAUUCCUGUUUCUCUUUCCUCUUCUCCAGAAAUCAUGACAGACUCUGUUGAACCAUCAACUUCCUCCUCGGCGGAGGACCCCAACCCGAGUCCAAAUCCGAAUUCUCUAAUUCACCCUAGGCGAGAGCCCUUCGAGCAUGGACUCCUCCCAAUCCCGAAGCUCAUAUUCAGCGACCCGACGCAAACCCUAGCACCGCUCAAACAGAAACUUGCUGCCUCCUCGUCGACUCUCCGAGUCGAUACGGCUUCUCUCGUCGAGUCGCUCCAGAUCUCCAUCGACCAUGCGCGCCUAGUCCUCGACACCCUCGCCUCCGUCCUUCACUCCGAGUCAGACCCGUUGGCCCGGGCCAAACCGGACGAGAUUGACUUCGUAGGGGCCGAUUUGCGUGAUCUGAUACUGUUCUUGUAUAUACAGUCGUAUAAGAAGUUGCUGCCUAGGGCGCACAAAGACUCCGCUUCUGUGGCCGAUGUCUGGCCGUCUACGUCAGCUUUUGAUGGCUACCUAUCAGCGUUGUCGCCGCUUCAGCUUGUGCGUAGCAACAGCCGUCGGUUUAUGCCAUCACAAGCUGAUGAAGAAGCCCAUCAAUUAUCUUAUCUACAAAAACACUUGGCAAACAUUGUCUCUCUUCUUGCAGAGCCUGCGGAAGGGGAAGGCGAAGAGUCUCUGGUCUUGAGCAUGGAAGGAUUUGAGCACCUUGGGUUUCUAAUUCAAUUUGGUGAUAAGGGAUCUGAAGGAGUUCCAUUAAGCCAAGCUACACCAUUUUUUGCAAAUUCAGAUCCUGACAUGCCUGCGGUUCCUGUCCCUGCUGCCCAAGUACAUGAUUGGCUUCUGCAGAAUAUAGCUUCUGCUUUGGAAAGCAUUAGCGAAAGAAUGUCAGCAAAAGAAAAUGGGCCUUCCAGUGGCUCUGAUCAGGAUGUUGCCAUGGCUGAUGCCUGCACAAGUUCAAACAAGGCCUCACCAAGUGCUAGAGGUCCAAGUUUUAUCGAGGGGAUCUCUAAGUCAUCAUAUGUAAAGCAAGCAUCAGAUCUAAAAGGUUCUUCUGUGAAGGUUAUUAAUUGUCAUGAUUCUGUCAUUUAUAUUUUGGCGCCUUUAAGAUAUGCAACCAUCUAUGGGUGCUCCGAUGCGACUAUAAUUCUUGGAGCAGUUGGCAAGGCUGUUAGAAUUGAGCACUGUGAGAGAGUUCACGUGAUUGCAGCUGCAAAACGAGCCUGCAUUGCCAAUUGUCGUGAAUGUGUCUUCUUUUUGGGGGUAAACCAGCGACCUCUUAUGGUUGGGGACAAUCAUAAACUUCAGGUGGCACCAUAUAAUACAUUUUAUUCUCAGUUGGAGGAGCACAUGGCAGAGGUUGGAAUUGAGGCAACUAUCAACAGGUGGGAUGAACCGUUGGCAUUGGGAGCAGUUGAUCCACAUGAUUCAUUAUCUCAUCCAGCUGGUGUCUCAGAUACCCAAGCUGAGUCAGCUGCACGCUUAGAUCCUGAUCAAUUCACAAACUUUUUGAUUCCAAAUUGGUUUGGAGGUGAUCCUGGGUCAACAAAAGACAAUCCAUUCCCAUUACCAGAUGUUUAUAUGGCAUCACAGCAGAGAAAUCAAAAGAAUUUAGGAGAGAUAAAGCAGUUACUGAAGGAAGCAUCUCUUGAAGAAAACCGGAAACGAGAAUUAUCAUGUGCAAUCCAUGUAUACUUCAAAGACUGGUUAUAUGCCUCGGGAAAUAUACGGCAACUCUACUGCCUUCAAGGGGACUAAUAUUAUUGGAUGAAAGCUGUCAUGGUUAGGUAUCAUCGACAGAGAUGCUUUUUGGUUUGCUUUUCGUUUCAACCCACACUAUUUUCAUCGCCAUUUCAACUGGGUACUGCAAGCAGAUGAGAACCAAUUGUAUGUACCAAGGAAUGGUAGACAUCUAUGAAUCAACACUUCUGCACAGAUGCAAGUAGCGAUACAUUUUGCUAAUCUGAAUGUAAUAUUUUUUUUUGGUUUAAGUGAAAUAAUCAUAUACUGUAAUAUUUUGUUAACAUAGGUAUGCAGUCUUGUGAAAUUUCCUUUUCUAGAGUUCCUUUCUA
This is a messenger RNA of Carica papaya (papaya), 2110 nucleotides long. RefSeq lists its product as uncharacterized. NCBI's taxonomy places the organism in Eukaryota, Viridiplantae, Streptophyta, Magnoliopsida, Brassicales, Caricaceae. The record is from RefSeq and is a predicted model, not a curated record.